AUGAGACUCAUUCGAACCUCAAAACAUAGCACCAAAUCCUCUCUUCUUUCAUCCAAAUCCAAAUCAUCAUUUUCAACUCCCACUCAUUCUUCUUCUCAAACCAUGAAAACAACAAUUAAGAUUUAUGGUGUAUCUCUUUCGCUCAUUCUCAUCAACCUAGCUGCUAUUAUGGAGCGCGCAGACGAGAAUCUUCUUCCGUCGGUCUACAAAGAAGUUAGCGAAGCAUUCAAUGCGGGACCGUCUGAUUUAGGUUACCUCACGUUCAUACGGAACUUUGUUCAAGGACUUUCGUCGCCUCUAGCUGGUAUACUUGUUAUUAACUAUGAUAGACCAACAAUUCUUGCUAUGGGAACUUUCUGUUGGGCUUUAUCUACUGCUGCUGUGAGUGCUUGUCACGAUUUUAUGCAGGUUGCGUUUUGGAGAGCGAUAAACGGAUUUGGUUUGGCAAUUGUGAUUCCUGCGUUGCAGUCUUUCAUUGCGGAUAGCUAUAGGGAAGGAGUGAGAGGUGCUGGAUUUGGAUUGCUAAGCCUUAUUGGUAAUGUAGGGGGGAUUGGAGGUGGUGUUAUGGCUACUGUCAUGGCUGGUCAGACGUUUUGGGGAAUACAAGGAUGGAGAUGUGCCUUUGUUUUGAUGGCGAGUUUGAGCGCGUUGAUUGGAAUCCUUGUUUUGCUAUACGUGGAUGAUCCGAAAAAAAGAUUUUCCCCAACUCAAGAUGCUAGUGAUAGUUCAGAAAGGGGUGAUUCUAUCUAUAGUGGCAAUGCUAGUGUGACUUCAGUUUGGAGGCACUCUUGGGCGGCCACUAAAUCUGUGAUCAGAGUUCAAACAUUUCAAAUAAUUGUCUUACAAGGCAUUAUUGGGUCACUACCAUGGACUGCCAUGGUGUUCUUCACAAUGUGGUUCGAACUAAUCGGUUUUGAUAAUAACACUUCAGCAACUCUCCUCAGUCUUUUUGCUGUUGGAUGUGCACUAGGAUCGUUCAUAGGAGGAUCAAUAGCUGAUCGAUUGUCGCAAACCUAUCCACAUUCAGGUCGAAUCAUGUGCGCGCAAUUCAGUGCCUUUAUGGGCAUUCCAUUCUCAUGGUUUCUUUUAAGGAUGGUACCUCAAUCAGUAACUAGUUUUCUUACAUUUUCGGUCACGCUUUUCUUUAUGGGACUAACUAUAAGCUGGAAUGCUACGGCUGCAAACGGACCUAUGUUCGCCGAGGUAGUUCCGGUCAAACAUAGGACCAUGAUUUAUGCAUUUGAUAGAGCUUUUGAAGGCUCGUUCUCUUCUGUUGCAGCUCCUUUGGUUGGCAUUCUUGCAGAAAAAAUGUUUGGCUAUGAUUCAAAAUCGGUUGAUCCAAUCAAAGGAUCUUCACCUGAGGCUCUUGCCUUGUCAAAGGGACUUCUUUCAAUGAUGGCAGUUCCUUUUGGAUUGUGUUGCUUGUGCUACACACCAUUGUAUUUUAUAUUUAAAAAGGACCGCGAAAAUGCUAGAAUGCAAGCAAUCAAAGAAGAGGAGAUGAUGUGA
Lathyrus sativus (Indian pea) is the source of this 1509-nucleotide messenger RNA. The record is from the annotation of a GenBank genome assembly. NCBI's taxonomy places the organism in Eukaryota, Viridiplantae, Streptophyta, Magnoliopsida, Fabales, Fabaceae.